CACGUAAAACACAGGAAAAAGAUACAACAUGCCACUACUGUAUUCCAAUAUGCCAAACAUAGCCCCAUAUAUUUUAAGAAUUUAAAAAGAUUUGGGAGAUCUUUGAAACACAAAACACACAACAAUGGCGGCAUUCAUAGUAUCCAGAGAUCAUUUACUAUAAUUCAUGACGGUUGGAGGCAAGAAUUGAGGAAGCAAGUUAUUAGAGCAUCAAAGGCAAUUAAUGAUGAGAAGGCCACAUAUCAUAGCCAUACCAUAUCCAGCACAAGGCCAUGUUAUCCCUUUAAUGGAGCUUUGCCAGUGCUUAGUCAAGCAUGGCUGCAAGGUCACCUUCGUCAACUCUGAGUUCAACCACAACCGAAUCAUCCAAUCCAUGUCGGAGGCAGACAAUGUUAUAAACCUCGUAUCGGUCUCUGACGGGUUGGCAGUGGAGGAGGACAGGAAUGACCUGAAGAAGCUAACAGAAGCAUUCUAUGAGGUUGUUCCAGGGAAGCUGGAGGCUCUCAUUCAUAACAUAAAUGAGUCUGAUGAGAACAGAGUUUCGUGUCUUAUUGCCGAUGAACAUUUGGGUUGGGCCAUUGAAUUGGCGAAGAAAUUGGGACUCCAGCGAGUUGCUUUCUGGCCUGCUGCAGCUGCUUCACUAACCAUGAUCUUAAAUGUUCCAAAGCUAGUUGAUGAUGGGAUUGUUGGCAAGAAUGGAGAAAUACUGAGAAAGCAGAGCAUAAUUAAUAUAUGCUGUCAUCGGACGACAGGAAAUAAAGAACAAGGUGGAACAAUUUUUUGGGGAUGAAACCUUUAAAACCAGAGUAGUGGAUCUUCAAGGAGAGGUGUUGUCUUGUGUUAAAAGUGGAGGGUCUUCGAAUCGGAAUUUCAGUAGUUUCGUUAACUGGAUUAAGGCAACAGAUUAAGCAAAACUCAGUCGGUCAAAACUGCAUGAUUCACUUGUAAUCAGUGGAC
Molecule: messenger RNA, 957 nt
Organism: Ipomoea nil (Japanese morning glory)
Lineage: Eukaryota; Viridiplantae; Streptophyta; Magnoliopsida; Solanales; Convolvulaceae
Product: UDP-glycosyltransferase 83A1-like
Exons: 2
Coding region: 224-790 (188 amino acids)
Source: RefSeq, a predicted model, not a curated record